AUGGCGGGUGGGAUCCCAGCUCGUACCUGGCAGCAGUACCUCGAGUGGGCUGAAGACUACUUUCUGUUCCCCAACAGCCGGACGGCGCUGCUCCCGGUCGUAGCGUUCAGCUUCGAUGGAACGUCGCAGACCAUCAUCGUCCGCAACAAGAGCAGCGCCCAAUACACUGGGGCGAGCAUCCGGGCGCUGUUGAUCCGUAUCACGGACUCGGGCCAGCUGGAUGGCGCCGCAGAACGGGACGGGCGUGAUCUACCGGCCAAGUUGGACAUGGGGACUUGCUUGUUGGAGUUCUGGGAUGACAAGAAUUUGGCUGAGAGGUGGCCAGAGUGGAAGGUCGAGACGAAGCAAAUAGGCUGCUCGUCACAAUGGUAUACCCGAAUUCUAGGAUGGUCAGAUCAGAAGAUCAAAGACGAAUUCGGCCUGGCAUCUUCAGCCGGUCCUGAGAUCAACUUCGAAGGAACACCUUGA
Neoarthrinium moseri is the source of this 468-nucleotide messenger RNA. RefSeq lists its product as uncharacterized. The transcript is spliced from 2 exons. The record is from RefSeq and is a predicted model, not a curated record. Lineage: Eukaryota; Fungi; Ascomycota; Sordariomycetes; Amphisphaeriales; Apiosporaceae. Bases 1 to 468 code for a protein of 155 amino acids.